Molecule: messenger RNA, 8000 nt
Organism: Anopheles darlingi
Lineage: Eukaryota; Metazoa; Arthropoda; Insecta; Diptera; Culicidae
Exons: 9
Coding region: 129-6695 (2188 amino acids)
Biological process (GO): mitotic cell cycle; microtubule-based movement
Cellular component (GO): microtubule
Molecular function (GO): microtubule binding; plus-end-directed microtubule motor activity; ATP binding
Source: RefSeq, a predicted model, not a curated record
GCGGUGCAGAUUUCCAGCAAAUAGUGAUUUUCUCUGUGUUUAUUCGAAUAUUUGUGCGUAAAUGUGGCUAGUUUAUCGAAGUCGAUGUUAAUAAUUGUUGAGUCCAGUGCCUUCAACCAUUGGGCGCAAUGUCGUCGGGGGAUAAUGUAAAAGUGUCGAUCAAGGUGAGGCCGCUUAUCAAACGGGAGCGGGAUUGCAAACUUACACCGCAAUGGCGCGUCCGGGACAAUACGAUAGCGAUGAUCGACAGCAAUGGCGAACCCUUCGUUUUCGAUCACAUUUUCGACGAGACCGUGCCAACGAAAGAGCUGUUCGAUACCGUGUGCCGUCCGGUGAUCCAUGGGGCGCUCAAGGGCAUCAAUGGAACCAUUUUUGCCUACGGUCAAACAUCAUCCGGCAAGACGUACACCAUGAUCGGGGAUGAGAGCGUGCCGGGCGUAGUACCGUUGACAGCACACGAGAUCUUCAAAGAGAUCAAACACCACCCGGAGCGCCAGUUUCUGAUUCGCGUGGGCUUCAUUGAGAUCUAUAAUGAGAAGGUGCACGAUCUGCUAAACACGGCCAACACGAACCUCAAGAUUACGGAGAACCAGUGCGGGGACGUUUCGGUCAAUUCGAAGGAAUACAUCACCAACUCUCCUGAACAGAUCCUGCAAUACGUGGAUGCGGGAAAUAAGGCGCGUAAAAUCGGCGAAACGCACAUGAACGAACGAUCAAGCCGGUCGCAUACGAUCUUUCGUAUCUUGAUCGAAUCGCGGCUCAUCAAUACGGCCGACGACGAGAUCAAAACAGAUAGUGAGGCGGUGCAGAUAGGCAUUCUAAAUCUGGUCGAUUUGGCCGGUAGCGAGCGGGCGGACCAGACCGGUGCGACCGGGUGCCGGUUUAAGGAGGGUGUCUGUAUCAACCGUAGCCUGCUGUCGCUGAGCCUUGUCAUCCAGAAGCUGAGCGAAAAUUCGGAUAAACAGUUCAUCAACUAUCGUGAUUCGAAACUGACGCGCAUCCUGCAGGCUUCACUCGGUGGCAACGCGGUCACGUCGAUGAUCUGCAACAUUACACCGGCGGUGGUGGAUGAGACGUACUACACGCUGAGUUUCGCAAUGCGCGCUAAGGCCAUCAAAAACAGGCCGAAAGUGAACGAGAUUCUAACCGAAGCGGCUAUGAUGAAGCGUUUGGAGCGGGAAAUCAAGCGGCUGCAGAGUGAGUUGCGAUCCGAGCAGCACAAGAACAGCAAGAUCAAGACGCUCGAGCUGAUGAACGCAAUCACGCUGCGCACGAGCCAGUUUAUCAAUUCGAACCAUUCGCAAUCGAUGCAGAUUGAUAACGCACGAAGGCGCACGUGGUGUCCAACCAGCUCGGACAUACCGCAUCCAACGGCGUCUUCUCACACCCGAAGAGAACCAUCAUCGAUCAUGGGCCCACCGGCAUUGCCUGGACGCUCAUCCUCUGCCCGUAUACCCAGCCUUAACGGUAUCACACGACCGACGCUCCUCGUGGACGAUGAUUUUGGUACGAGUCUUGGGCUAGAGGAUGGCGACGAAGAGUGUCGCAUUAACUUUCCGGAGCUGAAUAAUAAGCGGGACAAGCUAACCUAUCGAAUACGUUCGACGUCACCAAUGCAAAGCGGAUUGCUGAAUCCAUUCGCCCUGUACGAAGGUGAUGAGUUUAUACCGGGGGAGCAGAUCAGCUUUGGGCGCACCUCGCUCUCACCGACGUCUGCCGUCGUACGGGAUCUGCGCACACCGGUAAGCCUCCGGCGGAAACGGCGAUCGUCUACCGGUGAUUCACCGACGGAGCUCAACUACGAAGAAAGGUGCCGCAUCUUGGAGCAAGAAUUGACAGAAUUGCAGGAGUUCACCAAUCUAGAGAAGACUUACGAACUGCAGUACUUGAAACAAGACUUGGCCAAACGGAACGAGGAGCUCGAGACAGUACGAGGCGAAAUCGAGCUGAAGCAGCAACGGAUAGAACGGCUGGAUGAAAGAUGCACACAUCUUGAGAUCGAACUGAAAGAGCAAAACAAUCGUGUGAGCAAGGCGGAGGAGGAACUGGCGCGUUCCAUCAAAGAACGGCAGGGUGCGGAGAAGGAAGCGGAGCAUCACCGCAACCAGCUUACUGGUAUCGAGUACGAGUAUGAACUGUUCCGGCAGCGAUCGGAGGCACGCGAGAAAGAGCUGAUCGAAUCGCUGCAGGAAGCCCGCGGUACGUCGGCUAGCGGCACUUCGUCUGGCGAACGAGUGGAUCAGAAGCGGGAAGAAAUGAAACGGCUAGAAAUGCAAAACUAUGAUUUUUCGCUACAGCUCGAAACGUACAGUAAACAGAUUGAGGAACUGAAAAACUCCCAGCAGGAACAUCAUCGCAAGCUCGAGCAGGUGAAGCAGAUGGUACUCGGCUACUACCAGGUACCAGCGAGUCACCAUAAGGAUGAUAAUUCCGCGCGUCUGCUGGAAUCGAUUCGCAAAACACUGCUUCUGCCCGAUUUGGUGAGCGAAAAUGGAACAACCGACGUAGUGGUGCUGAAGCAGAACGGAACGAAACAUUCAUCAGAGAGUACCUCGCCAGCAAAGAACGGCGUCGUGGAUGACUAUGCCGACGUAACCAUUCUGGGUGAAGAACAUACCGUCAAAGAAUUACUAAAAAUCAUCGAGCAACUGGAAGAGAGAGUUCGCAGCAACACCGCACAAGCGGAAACACAUCGCGUUGAGCUGAGUGCAUUGCAAUCGCGCCUGGAAGAAAAGAUUAGCGGUAUGGCGCAGCUUCAGAAAACGGCCGAUACGUGGAAAAGGCAACUGGAAGCUCAAACAACCGAGUACGACGAGCUCUCAACUCAGCUGAUGGACCAGAUGCAGGAGAACGAGAUGUUGCGUAAAGAUUUGGCAAAGCUGCAGAGUGACGCGGAAGCUAAACGUGAAGAGCUAAGCGUGGAAGUGGCUAGCUUGCGCGAUGCCCUCGAUAAGGCCAAGCUGCCAGACGAACGAGUGGAACUAGAACAAGCGAAUGAGUUACUCCGUAAGGAGAUCGUUGAGUUAAGGGCGGAGAUUGAACAGCAACAAGCAUUGGUCAAGACAGCUGAAGCUGAGCGCUUACAACUGGACCGCAAAUGUGAUGAACUGCAAACAAGGUUGAAGGAAGAGAUGAUGGCACGUAAUACUGAAGCAUUAGAGGCAGAACGACAGGAAGCUAUUGCGAUUGCCGAACAUGUGGCCAAGCUCCAGCAGGAUCUGGCAAAGCAAGAGACUGAUCUAAUGCUUCUGGUAGUUGAAGCAAAGAAGGAGAAGGAUGCCAUAGUCGAAGAGAAGAGUCACCUGGCCGAGCAGUUUGCUCGGGCUGAGCAAAAAUGGGUUGAAGAGAAGUUGGAGAUUGAGCAAACGCAUGAGAUGCUUAACGCAAAAUUACAGGGUGAGAUUGACCGGUUGAAUGUUUCGAUCGAACAGUUAAGUGAGGAAAAAACAAAACUUACAGUGGAGCUGAAGAACGUAGUGCAGAAUCGGUACGACGACUCCGAGGCAGAGUUGAACCGAAUGCGCCAAACUCAGCAAAAGCUGGAGGAACGCAUUGCUGAACUGCUCAGCGAGAUCGAAGGUUACACGAACGAGCUAGAAGCGGUUCGGCAACAGUAUCAAACUGUACAGAAUGAGCUUAAAGAAUUGCGUGAUGCGGAAACGCAAACGCAAUUGCUUGAAACAGAAUCGUUUAAGGAGAGAGUCGAACGUUUAGAGGAAGAGAAAGCUUCUUUUGAAAAAGCGUGUUCCGAGUCCACCGCAGAAUGUCGGAAAUGGCAGAAUAACGUGAAAGAGUUAGAGCAACGCAUCGAUGUGCUUGUUGCGGAAUCCGCUCGUACCCAUUUGGACCUGACCGAAGCGGAGAAGAAUUACGCAGAGCUCGAAGCUACACAUAAGCAUGAAAAAGAACUCCACGAAAGUGCUCAUGAGGAACUUUCGCUUGACCUAGCGAACGCCAGGCAGCAGAUUGAUAGAUUAACGCAAGAGAAAGACCAAACGUUGCUGCAGCAAUCCGGCGAACAGCAAUCUGUGGUGGAUCAAUUGGAUGAAUUGAAAGAGAGCAAGAUAUCGUUGGAGAAACAGGUUGCGGAGCUAGAAGAAGAAAUCAAUCAACAUAAAACUAGCCUGGUGGGCGCUCAAAAGGAACAGGAAGAAUGUAUGAAGCACCAUCGGCUUCAAUGUGAAUCGUAUGAAGCGGCCAAACUGGAACUGGCUAAGCUAAAACAUGCGUUUAAUGAACUGAAUGAAGAAACCCGAGAGCAGCAAAACAAUCUGGCUCAGCAAAUAACGGACCUUACCCAUAGCAAGGAACAACUACACGAGCAGAUUGUUGAGCGGGAAGAGGAAAUGCUUAAGUACAUCGGCGAGCUAGAUGUAUUGCGCUCAGAGCAGCUUGAGCUCGUCAAGCGCCAUAACGACGAUCGCAAAAGACUCGAGCAGGAGCAGGAAUCGUUGCAGCGUACCGUCGAGCAGCUGAUGUCCGAAAAUGAAUCGCUCCUCAAGGAUCAACUGGAUACCGAAGAGGCACAGCAGCGGCAUGCGUUGGCAGAAGGCGAGGAACUCGACCGUCUUCGGUCGUGCCGUGACGAAUCGGAGCGCCUCGUAGGUCAACUGGAGCGCGAUCUCGAAACGGUGCGUGCCGAAUUGGAACAGGUGCGCAAUGAUUUGGUUGAGGAAAAACGCCGACACGAUGCUGGUGCCGAAUCCGAACGAGCGUUAGUAGAGGCAAAACACGAAGAGCUGGAACGACUUAAGGAUUCUAUCCUAGCUUUGCAGGAUGAGAAGGUACGUUUGUCGGAGGCAGAAACGCGUCUCCAUACGCAACUGCAGCAACAAGCGGAGCAGAUUGUACUACUCGAGCAGCGACGUGAUGAUAAGGAAGCAAUGCUGGAUGAGCUAAGGAAGGAAAAUAGCGACCUUACCAUCGCCGUUCAAGAACUCUCGGCGAAGAUCGUCAAUCUGGAGGAACAGAUGGAUGCCAGUGAUGCAGCGCAGCGCAAAUCGCUCGAAAGCCUUAGGAUGGACAAGGAAAACAGCGAACGGGAGCGGAAAACAUUGAAGCAGGAACGAGAUGAUCUAUUGACUGAGAUAGAUAAACGUAACGCACAGAACACGAAACUGCUGCAUGAGAUUGGUCAGCUGAGGGGUGAGCUUGAAAAGGUAAACACGGUGCGUUCUCAGCUAGAAGCGGACAUCCAGGAAUCGUCCAGGGUCCGGGAUGUUUUGGAGCGUGAAUUGACCAUUUUGAAGCAGGAAUUAACGGAACAUGUGGACAGUAUGGUGAGCAGCAAAGAACGGUACGAACAGGAGUGUGAAACGUCGGCCACUCUCAAGCGGGAGCUGGAGGAGAAAUGUCAAGAGCUGGAACGAAUCAUGGCCACCGGUCGGCCUUCACUCGGUGAUGGGCGUGUAGCGCAAGCGCUGCGCCGUGAAAACGAGGAUCUGCUUCGGCAGCUGACCGAGGUGCGGCAACUAGAGGGCCUAAAAGGCAAGCAACUGCAGGAGCGGAUGGAUGAGUUGCAGCGUGUUGAGGCGGAAAUAGAACGACUGCGCGAUGAGAUGGGAACCAUGAGACACGAAUCGAGCUUCAAUGAGAAGGUGGAAGAGGUUACGGUACUCCAGCAAAAGAUACAGGAGGUGGAGAAGGUACGUGAGGAAAGCAUCCAUCGGCAACGAUCGCUGCAGCGAAUCAAUGAUCAGCUGCAGUGCAAAAAUCAAACGCUAGCGAAGCAGGUCGAAGAGCUACGUCGAGCGACGGACAAGGAACGUAAAUCUCGUCGCCAGAGUACGCACGACGAUCGUCGCGGAUUGGUGUUUAAUCUGAAGGACACGUCCACCAUGACGGAUCCAACAUCGAACGACUGUAGCUGCCUUGCAAUGGACGCACAAAUUAAGGAGCUUCGUAAUGCGCUGAAGCUAAAGGAGUGUCAGCUUAACACACAGAAACUGAUGCUAUCGGCGAACAACCCACUCAAGCCCGAACUCACGGAGGUCAAGCGCAAGCUGCAAGAGGUCAGCCGCGAAAAGGACCAGCUACAACAGGAACUGAACAAAGUGCUGGAGUUACUAGAUAAGGAGCGCAAAGAGCGCAAACGGCAUUGCACGCAAUGCAUACGCCACAGUCGGCAGCAGAACGCACAGUUUGAUAAAGCCGUUCAGGUCUAUCAGCCAACGGAUAUUGUACAAGGGCAAACGGCAAGCGCUACUACGCCGACCUCCACCGUAUCCCUUUCGAUUUUUGCAACCUCCACCAAGGGAACCACUGCUUCGGAUGUGAACCAAACAGCGCUUCAGGCACAGGUGGAAGAGCAGCAGCAACAGUACAAGCUGCUGAUGGAAAAGUACCAGAAGAUGAAACAACUGUGCCGUAUACGUAACGAAACAAUCGCCACGCUCAAUCAAGGUAUUGUUGAGAAGGAAAACGAAAGUGUUAAUGUCAAUCGUAUCAAGAAUGAAUAUGUGAAGCUGAAGCAGCAGCUUAAGGAUGCAGAAAACAAGUGUGCCCAGCUCAAUCGAAUCCAGCAGGUUACGGGACGAUCUUCAUCACUCCGUUCCGAUGUCGGACUACAGACCGAAAAAGAUCCGAACCAUGAGUUGUUAGAACAGUACCGCGCCAAGUGUGAACAGUACAAAGCAAUCGCUUCUAAGCUAAUGCAAGAACGUAGUGGCGUAACUCUGCCAUCCGCUUCUGACUGAUGCGUAAAAUACUGCGAUCCCUUUUCUAGUCCACUAGUCCAGUUUACCGAAAAGAAACCAUGGAUGCCCGCGAUCUCGAGAGCAUCGAUUAUUAUUCCGCCAGCAAAUCCCGUCCAUGUCCGUUACAACCAUCGUCUCACAUAUGUCGAUCAUCGCCGGUACGUAACUUGUGAUGUUUUCGGCCACGUGUACCCAAUCGCUAGCGUAAGUAAUUCUCAUACGGCCGCUGGUUUUGCCGUCAACCAGAUUCCGUUCGCUGAUAAUGAUAAUAGGGUAGUAUUGUACAGUAUAGAGUAGAUAGCUUGCAUUUGGUUGCACCAUUGCUCAAGUUAGUUUGAGUAUUUAUAACGCUUCACAGAAAGCCAUCCAAAAGGGGUCAUGAGAUGUGACACGAGCGACGCUAAUUCCGGACCUGGCAAUCAAAUUGAUACUUAAGCAAUCCUUUGUGUGUAAGUAAAUAUGCCACGAAGGAAUUCUUCCUAUCGUUGGUAUUAAAGUAAUGGAAAGGAAUAAAAUGGUUAUUGCUAUAUGUUAAUAAAAUUUAGUAGACGAAGAUGAUGCACGAAAAUUCAGAAUCGAAUACUGGGCAAAGUACGAAAAACCCCCUUCUGUUGUUUCAGUUGGCUGUACUCGUGCCGCUUUGUUUGUGAUCGCGUUAUGGGACAAGAUCUAUGUCGGAGCCCUUGGCUCUGAUAGAUGCUAUUGAAGGUUAUCCUAACAGAAGAGGCAAUUUGUUUGAACGAACCCCAACGUGGCGUGGAUGGCCAUGAAAAGUAAAGCGGAACUUACAGAUUUCUUUUCCAACACCUUUGAGGCCAUGACCAAUGUCCUCGAUCAAGUACCUAUGUUUAUACAUGGACGUAGUACGUAUGGGUGACCCUGAACAGGGCCAGCAGUCGAUGGUGGUAAAGAUAGAACCUUUCAUUUUAUGAGUAUAUAGGCAGUGGCACCACUGAGGACAGUAAUUAGUGAGAAGUACGCUGCUAAACUGAUUCGAUUGGUAUCGCUAUGAAACUAGUAGCCAUCAUUGUGCUCGUUCUGGGGCUGGUUUCGGUGGCGUUCACCCAAACCGUAACCCCUCGCACCACGUGUGCGCCUGCGACCCGCGCAGUGCGCACUUCUCCCGCUACCGUAGCUCCUGCAGUAGCUGCGGCUAUCAUAGCGUGAGAUAGUGGACUCCCUAAAACGUGUCAGCUCUUACGAUGGGAACCAACUGAUUCAUCGUGAACUGUCCGUAGGUUAGGUGGAUCUGAGCAGAUCUUGUAGUUGAUUCGAAUAAAGAGUAUUGCUCCAUCAGAAGGAUGU